CCUACUUAAACAAAUCCAUUUACAAAAAGGGCCAUUGUACAUUCGACCAUUGAAAUCCGAUUCAUUUUUUUUUUUUCACUCUUGGAAAGCAUAGUUCUUAACCAUGACAAGGCAAGUGGAGGUACACGUUAACGGACUAUUGGACUGAGGGGCGGUUGGGUACGAGCACAUUUGGAGUGUCGGGAACACUCUUAGCCCCAUACCCCUAAAACCUCGCCAAAGUGGUUUGACAAAUAUCGUUUUAUUUUUAUCUUACACGGGAUAACCCCUCAAAACGGAUUUCAGAGACUUGGAUAGAAGUGCUAGUUGGCAACGACUAUAGAAACGAGGAUCCGUUGACGAAAAAGCUUUUGGGGGAUUAAGUUAUUCCAUGAUCACUUUUUAAAAAAAAUGUAGAUUAAGUGAACGAUUGACACUACUAGUCCACCAAUUUAGCAAAAAAACGUGUGACAGGUCCAACCGGACCACGGAUGGCGGUCACCGAUGGCUGAAACUCAAUAUAUUAAUCUGAAUUCACACAGCUAGAGGGUAUAUGAUGCGCUAUAAAGUAGCCUAAUUUCAGCUAAAUGGUCCAGGGUGACAAUAUGUUACAUCAAACACACCAUGUUAGUGAAACUGGACACUGAAAGCAUGCGAAACAAUUGAGACCGUCUUUGGAUUGAAUCAACAUGCAAUUGGCACAGUUCCUAUCCAUUUGCGUCCCCGCCUUGUUGCAACAGGUUGCGCGCGUGGCCUUCCACAAAUGCACUUAUAGCGCACAGUUUUGACUUUGCUCUUACUUUCUGACUCGAAUGUUACAGAUUUCGGCGCCAUGGUUGAGCACGGAGGCCUUGAUCUUAUGUGUUUAAAUAAGUCCUACAGUCACAGUUCCACUACCUCGUCCUCCAGCUCAGAGCGAGAAAAGAAAAUAUUCACCAAGUUGAAAGUCAGUUUGACUGAGGACUAUCCGCAGAAGAACGCGGAGAUCCUGAGCGGCCAGUAUGGGACUAACUUACUUUUGAUCGGCGUGUCGCUGAUGCUGGCUAUUGCGCACCAUGGCGCAUCAGUGAAGGAAGAGCACCUGUUGUCGUUUAUCACGACCCUCAUGAUCCUCCAGCUGAUAUGGAUGAUGUGGUACAUCGUGAGCAGAGACAGGCAGAGUAACUUACAGCCAGAAAAGGAUGUGCAUGCUACUACCUGUUGGAUAAGAGGUGGGUUAACUCUUCUUGCGCUCCUCUCGUUGAUCAUGGAUGCCUUCCGAAUUGGUUAUUUUGUGGGCUAUCGAUCAUGCGUGUCGGCUGUUCUAGGGGUAUACCCUAUCAUCCACGCAACUCACACAAUAGCACAGGUCCAUUUCCUUUGGUUUCACAUCAAGGACGUCAUCAAGACCUUCGAGACCUUUGAAAGAUUUGGCGUCAUCCAUGCAGUCUUCACCAACCUGCUACUGUGGUGCAACGGUGUGAUGUCUGAGGCUGAGCACUUCCUAAACAACCACAAGAGAAGGCUCUCUUCCCUGGGCUAUGUAAACCUCACCAUAGUGGAUAUGGAGCCUCACUGUAAUUGCACUACCAGCGCCUGCUCCAUGUUCUCCAACAGCCUCUAUUACCUAUACCCCUUCAACAUAGAGUACCACAUCUUUGUCUCUGCAAUGCUCUUCGUCAUGUGGAAGAACAUAGGGCGCAGCAUUAACCUCCAGUACAACCGGAAAAGGCCGGCUACCAGGACCCAGGGGCUGGUUGUCGGCCCCAUCCUGGGUCUUGUCGCCCUGGCCAGCACCAUCGGCGUGCUGGUGGUCUACAUCAUCCACGUGGAAGAGUCGAUGGACACCCGGGAGUCGGCCAUCGCAAUGUUCUACUGCUACGGCAUCGUCAUGCUGGUGUUCAUGUGCUCGGCCGGGGCCACGGGUCUGCUCAUAUACCGUGCCGACCCUAUGCCCAUGGACACCACCAAGAACCCCUCGCGGACGCUGGACACAGAGAUCCUAUUCGGAUCGUCGGUGGGCUCCUGGCUCAUGUCCUGGUGCAGCGUGGUGGCUGUGGCAGCCUCAAGCAGCAGCCCGAGCUACCGCUGGACCAACCUGAUGUACUCACUGCUCAUUGUCCUGGAGAAGUACAUCCAGAACCUGUUCAUCAUAGAGUCCCUCUACCGCCAGCGGGAGGACGGUGAGAGGGAGGACGCUGAAGCGGCGGGGCCUGUGCCGGAGAUCUUCUCUGUGACCUCCUCCUUGGCUCCGCCCUACAACGGCAUCAUCAACCGGGCGUACGAGAACCCAGACAAGGGUUGUGUCACGCUGGAGAACGAGCAGGUGGAGAACGGACAGGUGUACGGAACAUUCAGCUCACGGAAACAUUCAGCGGUGCCCCUGCACGCCGGGAGCAACGUGGCGGAGACCCCGAGCAAGAAGAGGCAGAUUCUGAAGAACAUCGCUGUCUUCCUCUUCAUGUGCAACAUCUCACUCUGGAUCCUUCCUGCCUUCGGCUGCAGACCCCAGUAUGACAACGGCCUGGAGCAGGAGACGUUUGGCUUCACCAUAUGGACAACAGUUCUCAAUUUUGCCGUGCCCAUGAACCUCUUUUACCGCAUGCACUCUGUGGCCUCCCUCUUCGAAGUCUUCCGAAGGGUGUGACAAGACGAAGAGGGACCGACGAGAUGACGCAACAUGCACAAGAACACUUGUCACCAAGGGCUCCAUAGAGGAAAUUAAUAGCAACACAGGUCAACCUUUCAGGAGGAGCUCUUGUCAUGUACUUUAGACUUCUAAAUAAGCAUUGAAACAUGUCAGUAUAGGGGGAUUAUACUAGAUGAGAUGUCCCUUGUAGCGAUCCAUCUUCGGAAACAUUUUGUAGCACCAGAUAUAAACAACAAAUUACAUUGAUAUCAGACCCUGGAUUCAAAUAGUAUUCAGAAUCUUUCAAAUACUUUAGCUGUGCUUGAUUGAGCUGGCCUGGCACAAUGUAACCAAUGGAAUAGCCCCAAAUGUGCAAGAACUGAUCCCCCGCCCCGGGAGGCUCACCCAAAACGCCAAAGUCUUUGAAAGAUUUCAAAUAGUAUUUGCUUUGUUGUGUGUUGCUGCACUGAAAAGUGAAAUUGACAUUUGAAUUUAGGUCUCUGUUAUAACAAGUGUUUGGGUUUUGUCUUUUGAUGUUCAUCAAUUUUUUUGUUGAAUGCGUUAUUAAAACGCGUAUGUAAUAGUUUAGCGUCGAGUUGUCUCUCAGACCUAGUACAGAUGUAAGCCAGGCUAUGUAUGAAUGCAUCAUGAGAGUGGAGCAUGAUAAGUGAUGAUACACGAUGAAAGUAGAUGGUGUAGUGAAACAACAUAUCGAAAAGCCAUGCCACAUUCAUUUUUCAAAUCCUGUAUCAUGGUGAGACUAGUGGGCCUCAUCCCCGGUUGUGCUGAUAUCACACACACCACUGUGUUUGCAGCAGUACUCCAACAUCACAGAGAAGCCAAAGAAGCUCUCUCGGUCUCGAUUAUUCAACAUCACAUAAGAAUUGUACUAUCGAUUUGUAAAGAUGAGGUGCAACUGUAAAAGCCUUAUAAAGGUUUUUUUUUUGUG
This is a messenger RNA of Oncorhynchus keta (chum salmon), 3536 nucleotides long. It is a transcript of the gene otop1, whose product is annotated as otopetrin 1. Lineage: Eukaryota; Metazoa; Chordata; Actinopteri; Salmoniformes; Salmonidae. Gene Ontology annotation, biological process: inner ear morphogenesis; proton transmembrane transport. The record is from RefSeq and is a predicted model, not a curated record. The transcript is spliced from 6 exons. Gene Ontology annotation, cellular component: membrane. Bases 812 to 2605 code for a protein of 597 amino acids. Gene Ontology annotation, molecular function: proton channel activity.